This is a messenger RNA of Trypanosoma theileri, 411 nucleotides long. RefSeq lists its product as uncharacterized. The record is from RefSeq and is a predicted model, not a curated record. The transcript has a single exon. Lineage: Eukaryota; Euglenozoa; Kinetoplastea; Trypanosomatida; Trypanosomatidae. The coding region runs from base 1 to 411 and encodes 136 amino acids.
AUGAACGUUUUACAGCAAUACUCCUUACAAUAUCUUGGUGAUGAAGAUUUACUUUUCUAUGUGGUGUUCAUGCAGCUCCCAGUACUCUUGCUUACCAUUGCUGUUUGCCUUUGGAUGAAAUCUUCCUAUGAGAAUUUCUUGAUACGCGGGGGACUUACAUGGAGAAGAGGAGAGCGAACAGGAGAAAGGGUGACAGAUGAGGAACACAAGGAAGAUGAAGUUAUUCCCACUAGGAGUAGUAGUAGUAGCAGCAGCAGUAGUAGUAGUAUUUCUGAUAGUGGCGACAGUGGUGAUGAGGGCUGCAAAAAGACUACGAGGAAUGUACAAAGGAUCUCACUUGAGGAGUUGUACAAGCGUUCAGAGAUGAUCACAAGGACAGAAAAGCGCUGGUCGAUGCCAACAGAGAAUUGA